Hordeum vulgare subsp. vulgare (domesticated barley) is the source of this 2433-nucleotide messenger RNA. RefSeq lists its product as uncharacterized. Bases 42 to 1976 code for a protein of 644 amino acids. Lineage: Eukaryota; Viridiplantae; Streptophyta; Magnoliopsida; Poales; Poaceae. Gene Ontology annotation, cellular component: cytoplasm; nucleus. Gene Ontology annotation, molecular function: poly(A) binding. Gene Ontology annotation, biological process: regulation of mRNA stability. The transcript is spliced from 11 exons. The record is from RefSeq and is a predicted model, not a curated record.
UUCUCACCCACGGGCACUGCCUUUUCCCAAAAGGCGGAAAGAUGGGGCAGGAGGCGGAUGCGGAUGAGCAGCUGCAGCGGCGGCUCCGGCGGGUGUUCGCUGCCGAGGAGCGGUCGUUCCGCAUGGAUCGGCGCUCGCCGGCCGCUGCUGACCUCCGCUCCGCCGUCGCCGACGUGCUCCCCCGAUUCCUCGGCAACUACUCCGACGAGACCCUCGCGGAGUACAUUGUAAUUUUAGUUUGUAAUGGGAAACAUCAGUAUCAAGCACGCGAUGAUUUGGAGGCCUUUCUUGGUGAUGAUAGUGCAAAAUUUGUUGCAUGGCUUUGGGGUUACCUAAGCAAAACGGCUGUAGCACUGGCUGAUGAUUCUAGCGUGGAACAUAGGCUGGAAAAUGAAAGUCAGGACCGGAAUGACAAGAAAAACCUUCUGGUCACAAAAACCCAAUCCGGAGAGGCUCAUAUUGUAAACUCAAAUAUCUUAGUACCACAAGAGCAUAAUGGCCUUCACAAGCUUGAUUUAACUAAAGGCCAAAAUGUGGCUCAGCGACGCAUUAGUUCAACUGUUAUCAUUUCCCCUAAAAUGUUGGCUGGUGACGAAUGUUAUUGGGAGGGCCAGCAUCAGAAGAAAGAUUGGAGUUCAACAGGUGGCAGAAGUUCUUCCAUGCGGCAGUCUGGUGUAGCUGCAAAGACUGAACAUACAUUGAUGCAAGAGGAACCCCAUGAUGAGCAUCUUGGUGGAAAUUCCUCCACAAGACGUUUUCCUGUGGCCGUGGGAACUGAUGAUGGUGAAGUGCCAGAAUCCAUGAGAAGGCCCCGCAAUGUUUGGGACAGGCUAGGGAAGCCUGCUACGGAGGAUCAAGGUUUACCUACAGAAACUGACAACAUGCAUGUUGAAAACAUAAUGCAUAAGAAGGCCAAGUUAAUGGUGUCUGAGCAUGAACGAAGAUGCCUUGUUAACUCAAGUACAGAAGGCGAUUUAUUUGACAGAGCAAAUUCUGGAAACUUCUCCAGUAGUUACCCAGAUGUCAAUACAGCACAUGCACAUGAGCCCAGGGAGAAAUCCAACAGAAGCAGGCUGACCGGUCGGUUGAAUUUUGGUGAUGUGGAGCGUAAUCGUCAUCAAGUUGGAGAUGUUAUUAGCCAGAAGUCUACUUCAACACUGCCAGUGAAAAGUUUUGGUUCACAAAGUUUGAAUGAGUUCACAUCCGAGGUGAAGAGCUCACCUGCAUCAGUUUCUGAACCAGCACGGCAUGCAAACUCAUUAAAAGGACAUGUAUCAGCAUCUGACAAAUUGUCCCAGUUAAAUAUGCGGCUAAAUUCAGGAACUGAUGUUUUGCAAAGUCAGCAAAUUAGCAGCCCUGCACAGUCCAAGAGUGGGUCUUCUGUUCGUGAAGAUGGUGUCAAUUACAGUAACAAACCAGUAAAAGAUGAGAUGUUGGAUGUGAAACUAAAGCUAAAGCAGGUGGAACUAGACAUGCUCAAGCUUCGCUCCAAGCAGGCGCAGAUAAACAAUGGGAAGCAAGGAGCCCUCCCAUCAGGGCCCCAUUCGAAUUUAGAGGAGGAUGCCGAUGCCAGAACUGUUCUUGUGACAAAUGUGCAUUUUGCGGCAACCAAGGAAGCAUUAUCAACACAUUUUAUGAAGUGUGGGACUGUGCUUAAGCUCAAUAUGUUGACAGAUGCAAUUACUGGCCACCCAAAAGGGGCUGCAUUUGUUACUUUUGCUGACAAGGAAUCUAUUGGGAGGGCCCUAUCUUUGAGCGGGACGUCGUUUUACUCUAGAGUUCUCACAGUAAUGCGGAAAGCAGAAGCACCUCCUGGAUUUUUGGCGUCUAUUCAGCAGAUUGGGAGGCCGCUGCCAUGGAACUCGCCACCAUUCCAGAAAGGGGUUAGUCCGAAGCAGUCCUCUGGUCAUCAUCUCCAGUGGAAACGCGAGCAGUCUGUCAUGGAAAAUUCCCCUGCCAAUUGCCCUACUGACUGAAUCUAAGGCAGCGCUUAAGAAUCUAAACCUCACCAAUGGACAUAGCUUUACUGGAUCAGGUCUGGGCAAGAUGUUAUCUUUGGCACCUCUUUAUCCUCAGAAUCACUAUUACUGCUGUUCAAACAUCCACAGGCUUUAGUUCUACCAGAUUUUAUUUUAUUUCUGAUGAGGAAUUACAGGCUUUCUUUGCUGCCGGGGUCUGGAACUCGAGGUGAAACGGGAAUUGGUUGCAACCCUAACUGGAGCUAUAGUCAAGAUUCUUUUAUCGGAUAUGUGUGCUAUGUGUCUAGACCCAUUCAGAAUAUAUGUGAUCCUCAGGAUCAUAGUUGCCGCUCUUGUUGAAUAUGCUAGUGGCAAACUGGCAAUAUGAAAUGUAGUUACGGUUCGAUGAACAUCUUGAGAUGAUGAGCUAGUACAUUUGAAUGGAACUGUCAGCGUUGGCCAGCCUUUUGUUGAA